UCGGAGCAGGAAGCGGGAGCCGGCGGCGGCGGUGGGGCCCGUGGAGCCUGUAGAGGGCUGCCGGGGACCAGCCGGCGUGGGGCCGGGGCACGCCGAGGCCCCGGCCCCACCAUGCGCGCACUGGGGCAGCUCCUGCUGGUGCUGGUGGCGGGGUCGGCGGGUGGCCGUGGGGAUCCCCGGGACACCCUGGCCUGCUCCCAGGGCCUCACCUGCCGCCUCUUGGACACCGAUGUGCUGUGCGGGACAGAGCCCCCGGGGCCCAGGCAGGAGCUGGCCCUGGCCCGUCUGCGGCUGGAGCCGGCGCUGCGCUGCACCGAGUCCACGGCCUGUGCGCCCUGCCUGGAGGCGCGGGUGCGCCUGGCCUUGGCCCCGGCCACCGGCACCGCCGCCGAGUCCCCCCUCUCCGUGCAGCCGGGCACUGCUGGGACAGAGGACAGCGGUGAUGGGGGACAGCGGUCACCAGCGACUGGGGCCACCCCGUCCCAGCCCAACGUUACUGGGCUGCUGCUGCUCUCUGGGCACACGUUUGCCUCAUCCCGCUGCGUGGCCGUGGAGGUCUGGGCACCCUUGGGCCCCGCACUGCGUGGCCGAACCGUGGGCUGGGUGAUCUUCCGGUGCUUCGAGGCGCCGCUGGGCUCCGAACUGCACAUCUCAGCAUACGUGAAGUCACGGGGCCGGCAGAGGCUGAGCCAGCAGCAGCGAGUGCCAGACUGUUCGUGGCCCGCAGCACAGGAUGCUGUCCCCCAGUGCCAAGUGCCCAGGCUGCGAGUCUCCCCGGGGCAGAAGGAGGUGGUUGUGGAGGUGGAGGGGGCUGCAGUAGGGCACAGCUACACACUCCGGCUCUACCACAACCAUAGCCACGGCACCAGUGUGCCAGGGCGUGUGGUGACCAUGCAGAGCAGUCCCAUGAACUAUGUCCUGCCCACGGAUGAGGUGCUGCCUUGCCUCUGCCUGCAGGUCUGGCCGGAAACCCAGGACCCACCACGGGCCACCCUGUGCCCCUUCUCGCAUGAUGCCGAGGCCUGGGAGCGACUGUGGGCGCGGAGCCGGCUGGUCCUGCACAUCGAGGGGCAGGUCCUGACCUGCUCCCUCUCAGCCCCCUGCGACCUCCUGGCCGAGCUGGUGCCCUGCUGGCAGCCAGUGCCCUCCAGGCCCUGCCAACCCCUGCCUGGCCUGCAGCAGCCUGCUCGGGGGAAGGAACCCCAGGAGUUCAGAGGGCUGUGGCCACACCCCAACCUCUGCGUGCAGGUGUGGAGCAGUGGGCAGGUCCGGCUGACCCAGUGCCUGCGGGACCGAGCGCUGCCCGGCCGCCCCGAUGACCUCCUGCUGCUGGAGCAUGGGGGGAAUGCCUCACUGUGUGCCGUGGAGAGGGGUGCCUGCACACCCCUGGCCAGCUUCACCAGCAGGGGAGCAGGGCACCCUGGGCUGCUGGAGCAGGAUCUGCAGCGGGACGUGGCAGGGGGGCAGUGCCAGCAGCUGUGGCACCCAUCGAACAGAACUGGGGUUACACUCUGGGCCUGUCCCCUGCACAAGUACCUGCGUACCCGCUGGGCCCUGGUGUGGAUGGGGGUGCUGCUGGGAGCUGCCUGUCUCCUGCUGCUGCUCUUGAUGAAGAAGGAGGACAUGAAAGGAUGGCUGAAAUCCCUGAGGGCUGGCUAUGGCUCCAGUGGUCCUUUACAAGGCCGGCGGGCCCUGCUGGUGCACGCAGCAGAGCCGGU
Molecule: messenger RNA, 1718 nt
Organism: Zonotrichia albicollis (white-throated sparrow)
Lineage: Eukaryota; Metazoa; Chordata; Aves; Passeriformes; Passerellidae
Source: RefSeq, a predicted model, not a curated record